This is a messenger RNA of Sordaria macrospora k-hell, 1014 nucleotides long. NCBI's taxonomy places the organism in Eukaryota, Fungi, Ascomycota, Sordariomycetes, Sordariales, Sordariaceae. The record is from RefSeq and is a predicted model, not a curated record.
AUGAGAGGCAUUCAGGUGGCACAGUACGUCAAGGGCCCUCAAGAGCUGAAGGUCACGGAACUUCCAGACCCUACGCCUGCUGCAGAUGAGUACUUAAUUGAAGUUCACGCCGCGGCAACGAAUUUCUUCGACAUUCUCCAGAUUCAGGGCAAAUACCAGCAUCAACCACCAUUCCCCUGGGUAUCAGGUGCCGAGUUCGCCGGCGUUGUUCUCGCCACCCCUUCCGGUUCCAAGAACCCCAAGUUCCCUGUUGGCUCCCGUGUGUUUGGAGCUAGCCAGGGUGCCUACGCUACCAAAGUCAAGGCCAAGGAGGUGACACUCCUCCCAGCUCCCGAGGGCUGGUCGCUUGUGGAUGCCGCUGGCCUCUUUGUGACAGCACCAACGAGUUAUGGUGCCCUCGUUGUCAGAGCCGGGGUGAAGAAGGGUGACUACGUCCUUGUUCACGCUGCGGCCGGUGGUGUCGGUCUAGCUGCUGUUCAAAUCGCGAAGGCGUUUGGAGCCACUGUCAUUGCUACGGCUGGAACCAAGCACAAGCUGGAGGUCGCCAAGUCCUUUGGCGCUGACCACGUUGUUGACUACACGGACCCCAACUGGCCCCAGAUCGUGAAGAAGCUGACCCCUAAGGGCAAGGGUGUCGACAUUGUCUACGACCCCGUCGGCCUGGUGGACCUGAGCACCAAGUGCACCGCGUGGAAUGGCCGCAUCUUGAUUGUCGGCUUCGCUGCCGGUAAGAUCGAGAAGCUGGCGAUGAACAAGGUUCUCCUCAAGAACAUCAGCAUCGUCGGUAUCCAUUGGGGCCAGUAUGCUGUUCAUGAGAAGGAGACGGUCGUGACCGUGUGGCAGGGCAUCAUGAAGUUGAUUGCCGAGGGCAAGUUCAAGCCGACAGUGUUCAGCGACAAGGAGUUUGUCGGUCUCGAAAAGAUUCCGGAUGCGUUGAUCGCUCUAGGAGGUCGUGAGACUUGGGGUAAGGUGGUGGUCCAGGUCCCGCAGCAGGAAGGCAAGAGCAGGUUGUAG